AGAGACACAAAUUGAUAAAUGAAGAUUAUUUAACAUAGACGUAACAGAUGCUCAACAAUUCUUGUAUACUUUCAUCUACGUUGGUACUUAAAUAUUGAUUGGUUGGUGUAUAAAUAGUACCAAUGCAAAUCUUUAUCUCUCACCUUUCGUUCGACACUCCAAAUAUACUUUCGAUUCCUGUAAGGCCAGCCACCAUGGGGCUUUCACCACUGUCCCUCUCUCAAUUUCUCUCGUCCAUUCUGUUUCUCUUCCAUUUUCACACAACAAUUUCUUCAUCAAAUUACUCCUCUUCAUCUCAUUUCUGUGCUCCUGACCAAAGCCUUUCUUUGCUCCACUUCAAAGAGUCCUUUUCCAUUAAUAGCUCUGCUUCAGGGCGUUGCCAGCAUCCCAAGACAGAGUCGUGGAAAGAGGGUACAGACUGCUGCUCGUGGGAUGGGAUCACUUGUGACCUGAAAACCGGGCAAGUCACUGCACUGGACCUUGCUUGCAGCAUGCUUUAUGGCACCCUCCAUUCCAACAGCACCCUCUUCUCCCUGCAUCAUCUUCAAAAGCUCGACCUCUCUGACAAUAAUUUCCAAAGCUCCCAUAUUUCUUCUCAAUUUGGCCAGUUCUCCAAUCUGACAUAUCUUAACCUAAAUUACUCAGUCUUUGCAGGUCGAGUUCCGUCGGAAAUCUCUCAUCUCUCCAAAUUGGUUUCACUUGAUCUCUCUGGAAACGGCUAUGUGAGUGUAGAACCAAUUUCUUUUGACAAGCUUUCUUUUGACAAGCUUGUUCGAAAUCUAACCCAGCUUAGAGAACUCGAUCUGAGUUCAGUAGACAUGUCAUUGGUUACACCCAAUUCCUUGAUGAAUCUGUCUUCUUCUUUGUCGUCACUCAUACUCCGUUCCUGUGGACUGCAAGGAAAAUUCCCAUCCUCAAUUAGAAAAUUUAAGCACCUCCAGCAGUUGGAUCUUGCAGAUAACAAUCUUACAGGUCCAAUUCCAUAUGAUCUUGAGCAACUCACUGAGUUGGUUUCACUUGCUCUCUCUGGAAACGAAAACGACUAUCUUAGUCUAGAAUCAAUUUCUUUUGACAAGCUUGUUCAAAACGUAACCCAGCUUAGAGAACUCUAUCUGUGUUGGGUGAACAUGUCAUUGGUUGCACCCAAUUCCUUGAUGAAUCUGUCUUCUUCUUUGUCAUCACUCAUACUCUAUUCCUGUGGACUGCAAGGAAAAUUCCCAUCCUCAAUGAGAAAAUUUAAGCACCUCCAGCAGUUGGAUCUUAGAAAAAACAAUCUUACAGGUUCAAUUCCAGAUGAUUUUGACCAACUCACUGAGUUGGUUUCAAUUGAUCUCUCUUUCAAUGAUUAUUUGAGUGUAGAACCAAGUCCUUUUGACAAGAUUAUUCAAAACCUAACCAAGCUAAGUGGUCUCCGUUUGGGUUAUGUAAAUAUGCCUUUGGUCACACCUAAUUCCUUGGCGAAUCUGUCCUCAUCCUUGUCACCUCUAGCCCUUUGGGGUUGUGGAUUGAAAGGGAAGUUCCCAGGUAACAUCUUUCUCCUACCAAACCUUCAAGUACUUGAUUUGACAUUCACCGGCGACCUCACUGGCUCUUUCAUUUUUCUCCUACCAAACCUUCAAGUACUUGAUUUGACAUUCAACGGCGACCUCACUGGCUCUUUCCCUUCGUCCAAUGUGAGUAAUGCCCUCAGGUUAUUGGGUCUUUCUCAUACGAGAAUUUCAGUUUAUUUAGAAAAUGACUUCUUCACUAAUCUAAAGUUGUUGGAAGUUCUGUCUCUUAGAAGCUCUAAUAUCAUAAGAUCAAAUCUAACCCUGAUUGGUCAUCUCAAUCAACUCACCCGUUUAGAUCUCGCAGGUAAUAAUUUUGGCGGUCAGAUUCCAUCAUCACUUGAAAACCUUGUGCAACUUCGUAUUUUGUAUCUCGAUUCCAAUAAUUUUUUGGGUCAGAUUCCAGAUUUUUUAGGUAACCUAACCCUCCUUGAAAAUUUAGGUUUAUCCAAUAAUCAACUUUCAGGACCUAUUUCUUCUCAAAUAAAUACCCUUUCAUUGAGAUUCUUUGAUUUGAGCAAAAACAACUUGCAUGGUCCAAUCCCAAGUUCAAUUUUCAAACAAGAGAACCUGGAAGCCCUUGUUCUUGCAUCCAACAAUAAAUUAACAGGUGAAAUUUCUUCUUCUAUUUGCAAGCUUAAAUUCCUUCGACUCCUUGAUUUGUCCAACAACAGCUUGAGUGGUUUUAUACCACAAUGUUUAGGGAACUUUAGCAACUCUCUCUCAAUUUUGAAUCUUGGCAUGAAUAAUCUUCAAGGCACCAUUUUUUCACCAUUUUCAAAGGGGAAUAACUUGGGAUAUCUCAACCUAAAUGGAAAUGAAUUGGAAGGGAAAAUACCAUCGUCUAUCAUCCACUGCACAUUGCUGGAAGCUCUUGAUCUUGGCAACAAUAAGAUUGAGGACACAUUUCCCUAUUUUCUAGAAACACUUCCAGAGCUUUAUGUUCUUGUACUAAAGUCCAACAAACUCCAAGGUUUUGUGAGUAGUUCGACUACUAAUAAUUCAUUCUCCAAAUUGCGGAUUUUGGACAUCUCCAACAAUAGUUUGAGUGGACCUUUGCCAAUAGGGUAUUUCAGUAAUCUCGAAGCGAAAAUGACCUAUGAUCCUAAUAUAUAUUACAUGAUGGCAGUGACAUGGGAAGGGUUCGAAACUGAGUUCACGAAAAUCCAAAGCACUCGUAGAAUACUUGAUUUGUCAAAUAACAAAUUCACCGGUGAGAUUCCAGAGUUGAUCGGAAAACUUACAGCAGUCCAACAACUUAACUUCUCUCAUAAUUCCCUUACUGGUCAUAUUCAAUCAUCUAUAGGAAUGUUGACCUAUCUGGAAUCAUUAGAUCUGUCUUCAAAUUUGUUUACUGGAAGGAUUCCAGUACAGUUGGCAGAUCUAACAUUUCUUGCGGUCUUAAACCUUUCACAUAACCAGCUUGAGGGGGCCAUACCCAGUGGAAAGCACUUCAAUACGUUUAAUGCAAGCUCAUUUGAAGGAAACUUGGGUUUAUGUGGAUUUCCAAUGCCAAAAGAAUGCAAUAGUGACGAGGCACCACCAUUGCAGCCAUCAAACUUUCACGAUGGAGAUGAUUCAAAAUCCUUUGGAGAAGGAUUUGGAUGGAAAGCUGUGGCAAUAGGGUAUGGAUGUGGGUUUGUAUUUGGAGUCACAAUGGGAUACGUUGUGUUUAGAACAAGAAAACCAGCAUGGUUUCUGAAAGUGGUUGAAGAUCAAUGGAAUCUGAAGGCAAGAAGAACGAAGAAGAAUGCUCGUAGAAAUGGUGCAAGAAGAAACUAAACAACGCAGCUAGUAACAUGAAUGAAGUUUCGAAUAAACAUCCUCGCUACCUUAUGAGAUACCAAGCUAAGUUGACAUGAGAAGAACGCUAGAGUGGCAGAUUCAGAGAACUGGAUUCCUCUUUCGUACUUCUUCGGUUUUCCUUCAUGGUUGUGUUUUAUUUUAUUUUAUUUUCAUUAGUUUAUUCGAUACAUGGAAUAUUUUCGAGUCACUUAAUAUGGUUUGGAUGUUACAUCUAUAAAAAAAGAACCAAUGCAUGCAGCAGUUGUUACAUCUUU
This is a messenger RNA of Populus euphratica (Euphrates poplar), 3607 nucleotides long. Its product is annotated as receptor-like protein 12. Lineage: Eukaryota; Viridiplantae; Streptophyta; Magnoliopsida; Malpighiales; Salicaceae. The transcript is spliced from 4 exons. Bases 195 to 3329 code for a protein of 1044 amino acids. The record is from RefSeq and is a predicted model, not a curated record. Gene Ontology annotation, molecular function: protein binding.